AUGAUGGCUGUCAGUCGCACAGGAACCCCACUAGCAUCCUCUGAACAGUCAGCUUCUGUCCAGCUUGGUGCCAUUGACAACAGUCUGUCCUGGCCAUGGAAACAUCCUGAUGCCUGGCGUAGUUUCCCCUUCGGUUGGCUUUUCCUGCCUGUUUCCUUGAUCGGACAACCUUUUUCGCAGAAAACUCGCGACCACUUCCUUCCACUACUUACAUCUACAGCCUGGUGGAGCGGUACACAAAUGGCCCUGCGCAGCGUCUUUGCGCAAGAUGAUGACUUCAAAGAGAGCAUGUUCGCUCGACAAAUUGCUGUCAUGAAAGGUCAAGCCUGGAAUGUUGUGGAAACAUUGAAGCAACCGGACCAUGGUCCGCUAGAGUUGACUCGACGGACCCGGGUCUGCGUGUGGGAUGAUUUGGUUGACGUCCCCGUUGCUAUUCCAAUGCGUCCGCCUUCCGCAGACAAGCAAAGGACCCGAUCUAUGAAUUACGACCCUGAUGAAGAAGAAAUGGAUAUCGGCGCAUCCGCAUAUUCGCAACCAAUCCCAGAAUACGACUUAUUGGGAUUGAAUACGUCGCCAAGCGACCUCCCUAACCCAAACCGGUUCGAACUCACCCGUGGUCGAGCUGAUGCUGACAGCGAACGUGCUGAUGGUUCUGUUGGUAGCCCUGCGACUAUAAAUGACUUUGGCCACCGAAACACCGACGGUUCUGGGCGCUCUCUGGAGGAGUGGCCUUCGCUUCCCCCCGUCCGCAAAAGCAUCGCAAAAAUGACGGUUCCAUGUCCUGGCGGCUUCCCCAUGUCAACACCUUUGGCAGCGACGAUCUUGAAGGCGAUCUUGGCUAUGCAGUCGCAGAAGGCAUGGAAGGCAACCAGCGCAAGGUGA
This is a messenger RNA of Penicillium paradoxum, 882 nucleotides long. RefSeq lists its product as uncharacterized. Gene Ontology annotation, biological process: endosome organization; Golgi organization; phosphatidylinositol phosphate biosynthetic process. The coding region runs from base 1 to 882 and encodes 293 amino acids. Gene Ontology annotation, cellular component: lysosomal membrane; trans-Golgi network; fungal-type vacuole membrane. The record is from RefSeq and is a predicted model, not a curated record. Gene Ontology annotation, molecular function: 1-phosphatidylinositol 4-kinase activity. Lineage: Eukaryota; Fungi; Ascomycota; Eurotiomycetes; Eurotiales; Aspergillaceae. The transcript is spliced from 2 exons.